Molecule: messenger RNA, 2286 nt
Organism: Mustela lutreola (European mink)
Lineage: Eukaryota; Metazoa; Chordata; Mammalia; Carnivora; Mustelidae
Gene: IL1B
Product: interleukin 1 beta
Exons: 7
Coding region: 110-922 (270 amino acids)
Biological process (GO): positive regulation of gene expression; immune response; cellular response to lipopolysaccharide
Molecular function (GO): interleukin-1 receptor binding; cytokine activity
Source: RefSeq, a predicted model, not a curated record
AAAGUGAGGUAGAAAUUGGCAGAUGGCAUAGCUCUUUGAGGCACAGCGGUCCACUCCAGGAUUCUAUUCACUCCAGCCAGUCUUCAUCACUCAGGUUUCUGAAGCAGCCAUGGCAAGAGUACCUGAACCCACCAGUGAAGUGAUGUCUUAUGGCUACAGUGACAAUGAGAAUGACCUUUUCUUUGAGGCUGAUGGUCCUGGAAAGAUGAAGUGCUGCUUCCAAGACCUGAACAACAGCUAUCUGGAAGAGGAGGGCAUCCAGCUUCAAAUCUCCCACCAGCUUCAUAACAAGAGUCUGAGCCAUUUUGUGUCAGUCAUUGUGGCUUUGGAGAAGCUGAAGAAGAUAUCUGUACCCUGCUCACUGCCCCUCCAGGGUGAUGACCUGAUGAAUGUUUUUCACUGCAUCUUUGAAGAAGAACCCAUCAUCUUGGAAAAGUGUGAUGAUAACGCCUUUGUUCAUGAUGCACCCCCACGAUCCCUGGACUGCAAAUUCCAGGACAUAAACCAAAAAUCCCUGGUGCUGUAUAACUCGUAUGAGCUUCGGGCGCUCCACCUCAACGGAACUAGUGUGAACCAACAAGCGGUGUUCCGCAUGACCUUCGUGCAAGAAGAUGAAGAUAUUACCAAGAUACCUGUGGCCUUGUGCAUCAAGGAAAAGAAUCUGUACCUGUCCUGUGUGAUGAAAGAUGGGAAGCCCACCUUGCAGCUGGAGAUGUUAGACCCCAAAGUUUACCCAAAGAAGAGGAUGGAAAAGCGAUUUGUCUUCAACAAGACAGAAAUCAAGAAAAAGGUGGAAUUUGAGUCUUCUCAGUUUCCCAACUGGUACAUCAGCACCUCUCAGGCAGAAGCAAUGCCUGUCUUCCUGGGAAAUAACAGAGGUGGUCACGACAUAACUGACUUCACCAUGGAACUCUCUUCCUAGAGACCUGUACCCAGAGAGUCCACAAGUGCUGAGUAACUCUUAGUGCUGGUGGAAAGGGAAUAGAAGGGUUUAAACGUGACCUCAAGCUGAACUUCACUCUCUAAUCAGUGCACAGCUGCCUUCCCUGAAUCACUGCUAAUAAGAUCUCCUGCCUACCAACCAGGUGGAAUAGCCUGCUCUUCUCAGGGCCAAUCCUCAACCCCCCUCUGCUGAGUCAGGUCCCUCUCAUCAUUUCUGCUCACUCGAAGCCAGCCUGGCAGAGGCCAUUAUGUGUUAGGUGCCAAGAAACCCUCUGUCCUUUAAGCCCAGCUUCUGAUGAACAACCACUUAACUAUUUAUUUAUUUAUUUAUUUAUUUAUUGUUAGGUUAUUCUAUUUAAGUCAAGAGGGACAAGAAGCAUCAGUGUCUGUGAAAGAGCCACUCUUCAAGAGCUAUGAAAUGAAUUUAAUUUGCUCUAAUGUGCCAUCUUUCUAUCAAGUCCUUUCACCAAGGCUGAAAAACAUAUAAGCUCAGAUUGUUUGAACAGGAAUAUUUAUGAAUGAUUAAGUAUAAUCACACUGCUUCAAUGAUUCUGAAAUAAACUUCACUGAAAAAAAACUUUUCUUGCCCAUGUGGUAAUUGCCUUUUCUUGAAUCUGACACAGAAGAGUAAAGAUAAAUGGGGCCAUGAGAAUUCGCCUUGGGAAACUGGAAGCCCACUCCUCAUCACUGAGCAUGGCAAAAUAUCUAGGAACAUCACUAACCAGCAAAGACAAACCUACCUAUCCCACCCCUUCAUUUCUGUUUCUCCUCAAAAGGAUAUUUGGUCCACAAAUUUCAUCUGAAAAAUGGGAUCAGCCAAAGUAAGGCAGGAAGUGUUGGGAGUAACCACUGUCAGCAAUUUCUCUACUCAUUUAUUCAACAAAUGUUUAUUAAGUAAAUCCUAUGUACUAGGAGCUGGGAGUACAGAAACAAGAUAGGUAAGGCAUUCCUAGUUAGAUAGGAGAGGCAGAUAGAUAGAAGUAAAAAUAAGGCAACGUGACAAACAGAGGUAAGUUAAAGCAUGAAAGAAGCAGCCAGGAGGACAACAUCUACUGUGAAGGACAGAUGGUCAAGGAGGACAGCAUGAGUCAGACUGGAAAGAAUGAGCAGGAAUGGGGCACCUGGGUGGCUCAGUGGGUUAAAGCCUCUGCCUUCGGCUCAAGUCAUGAUCCCAGGGUCCUGAGAUCAAGCCCCGCAUGGGACUCUCUGCUCGGCAGGGAACCUCCUUCCUCCUAUCUCUCUGCCUGCUUCUCUGCCUACUUGCGAUCUCUGUCUGUCAAAAAAAUAAAUAAAAUCUUUAAAAAAAAAAAAAAAAAAAAGAAUGAGCAGGAGUUCCGCACAAAG